UGCCUUGCAAUGUGAUAACUUUCAAUAGUAUAAUAUUCUUAAAGUAAACGGAUACUAUUCACUUGUAUGACGUCACCAAACUCUAUGACGUCAUUGGAACAUCACUCCAUCAACCGAUACUAUCAUGACACGUCAUCAAAUCACGUCAUUGGACAUUAUCAUAGGCCAGCGGAUUCGUACUAUCCACCCGUUCAAAGUUACCCUGCCUGUGCGCACGAGUUUUUUCAAUAUCCGGCAAGAACGAUGCACGCACAUAAGCCUAUUCGCUUUCCGACCGAAUACGAACUCCCUACCGAUGACCGAAACGUUCGGAUUUACCACGAACCGAGAUCACCAGGAUUUAGAUCGCAGUCCAGAAGGCAUUCAGAAGGAAGUACAACAGACGAAUUUCACCCGUUUAUCGAGGCGCUCCUCCCUCACGUGAAAAGUUUUGCUUACACUUGGUUCAACCUGCAAGCUAGGAAAAGAAAAUAUUUCAAAAAACAUGAGAAACGAAUGAAUUCCGAGGAAGAGAGAGCAGUGAAAGAGGAAUUAUUGCAUGAAAAACCAGAAGUUCAACAGAAAUGGGCAUCACGGCUUCUUGCAAAACUUCGGAAAGAUAUUCGACCCGAAUUUAGGGAGGAUUUUGUCCUGUCAAUCACCGGAAAGAAACCGGUUUGUUGUAUUUUGUCCAACCCGGACCAGAAAGGAAAAAUCCGGAGAAUAGAUUGCCUGAGACAAGCGGACAAGGUCUGGCGACUCGAUUUGGUGAUGGUAAUUCUUUUCCGGGGAAUCCCCCUCGAAUCAACAGACGGCGAACGGCUGAGUAAAUCUCCUCAUUGCGGCCACAAUGCUGGUUUGUGUGUUCAGCCCUAUCAUAUCAGCAUCACCAUUAAAGAACUGGAUUUAUAUCUGGCCAGUCACGUACGGCAUGAAGAAUCAACUGAAGAAGGAAAUCGAGACGAUGACGAAGUAUUACGUGAAGAUGAUGUCAAAGGCACAAUCGGAGCUGUCCCUUCGUUCAAAACAAGUGGAGUCUUCGGGGUUCAGGAGAUUUACAGGAUUUCAAAAACGCCCAUCAUAUCCGGGGAUGUUCAUAACCUCCCCAUCAAUCACAGCAUUGAGAGUUCGUCGCCAUAUUACUACUCCCACCAUCAUGAAGGAAGAAUGCCACAGAGCCCCCUAGUGAUGAGACAACCUUCGUCGGGAAGUCAUUCAUCAAAUAAGCGCUUGAAAUCGUCGGGCAGUAGUAUGUCGACUGAAGAUCAGAAUGGAUUGGAAAGCGGUGGAGAGAAUGAAAAUGAAUCGUCGUUCUACAGCAGGCAACCCGGGUCCCAUCAUAGCUGGCAUGGGUCGGAUAUGGAUCAAGCAACAACAAGUCCACUUCAAUCUCCAACGAAUAAAACUCCCAGAAAUUCAAAUGAUCAUCCGGGAACGAACGUUUCAUCUGCAGGUGGAAAUUCGGGGAUGCCCCCUCCCCAUACACCCGGAGUUUCAACAAGCUCAACCCCUACGUCAUCUUUCCCAAGACUGCAAGCAGGUUCAUGGCACCCAGUACUGCAGCAGCCCCAUGCCUUUCCGUACCCCCAUACCCAAGCUUUCGGUCACCCAAGUCAGGACUUAAAAGAUUUUGCUCAGUUCGCUUGUUUAAGUGCAGAAGCCGCAAAACAUCAUCCUAGUCAGUUACUCAGCUACCAUCCUUCUUCCGGAGUCAGAGGUCAUGACGGGUCACAGGAGAGUUCAAGAUGGCCGACGACGCAGGGUUCCUUGGAUGAGACGUCAGCUGUGGAUUUCCAUCCUAUGAUACCGAACGACAGGAUUCAAGGCGUAGUACCAGGACUGAAUCCAGACGAGACCUUGGUUGCAGAGGAAAGACUUUUCCCGCCUAUUCCACCUGGGGGAAUGAUGGACAACUCGUCAGCCAAUGGAAGCGCAGCUUCAGCGGCUCAAGCUCCACCUAUGUCUAACGACAAAUGAAAAGACGUUAUGCGUGAAUAAAUUUGCGCCAAAAAAUUUAAAAAACGUGGGGAGGAAAAGGGGAGUCACAAAAACUGGAUCGGUCUUGACGUCAAGAAAAUUUUUUUUAAAAAAUUGCUGCACUGGCCAUUUGAAGUAAUGCCAGUUGAAUCAUUAGAGUCUGUUGACCCUCAGUGGUAAAUUUUCUGUUUCUCUUCCGGGUAAAUGGCCAAUUAAUGACUAACGAGUUACAUGAUAUUGGUCAAGCAACGCUGAACAUUGUCAAAAUAAGCCAACAUGUACUUUUAUAUUAUCCUAUUCGUUGAAGUUAACCUCCAGCGUUAAAUUUUCUGCUUUUUAUUCCGGAUAACACGUCGAUGUCAAAGGUCAGAGCUAUUUUUCCUCUGCUUUAAUCACAAAUGAUCAAGCGUUGUUCGAAGAUAAACCGUACCUGGAAAGCACGUUUCGUACUUAGCCCAAACUUGGCCAUAUAUAUUUCAUCAAAACUUUGAGACUGAUUGACAGUAUUUAUGUUCAAAGGUUGGUACUCCCGAAUGUAAAAAUGUGAACCAAUGUUCAGGUGCAAUUACUACCAGAGUCACAUGGCUAGUCGCUGAACUCGUAAUAGAACUAAAAUAAAGAAAAUCGCAAGGAAAUUAUGGCCUAGCCCUAACCUGGUACACUUACUACGUUUCGGUGUCCGCCAUCUUGGUUCACAUACUUCGGGAGUACUCACAUACUCCAAGCCAAAAUGACCAAACACACCAAAUUGUGUUUUUUGGCCAACCGAUCCAAAAUGGUUUAUACAACGCCUUUACACGUCUUAUACUCUGACCAAUGUGCAAGCAGUCACUGAUAUGCAUUUAGCUGCUAUAAUUUACAAAAACUCGAGCAAUUGCGGUCCCCCCCUCCCCCUAAAAAAAAGAAAACCCAAUCGAAUCGUCGCCAUUUCAAAUGAAUUAUAUCUUUCUGAACUCUAAAUUAUAUUUUAAACGAACUCAAUUGUUAAACCUUUUUUCCGUUUUAUCAGAAUUUUCAUCGAAUAUAUUCGGUUCGAUUCUAAAUUCUAGAACUUUGCUACUAACUGAUCACCACAAAGUGGAAAGUUCAAUAUUUUAAUCAUUUUUAAAAUUUUAUCUCUGUUAUAUUCUUAUUUCUUGACUCGUUGUUUUAUCUAUAGAUAAUGAAAUAUGUCGUAAACAGUUUUUUCGUUAACUCUUAUCUACUUAUCAAAUAUCUAGAUAACAAAUGUCUCGCUAUCUUUGCCUUGAUACCCCUUAUCUUUUUAUCUUGUUAUCUUUGUAGAUAUCUCAUUGCUUGUAACUUAUUUAUCAUAUCUUUGCUCAAAGCUUAAUUAGAUCAAUUGGCGUUACCAUCGCUUGGCAAUGUAUAAUUAGAAUCAGCGUCUUCUUUAUUAUGAAUUUAUUUGUAUAUUGCAAUGACGUCAUCAGCGAAUGAAUGACGUCACAGAUUUUACCGUUCACGAACAAACACAGUUCAGUGCCUGUCAUAUUAUGACGUCACUAACAUGACGUCACCAAUGUUCCAAAUUCUAUUCACAGCAAUUAAAUCACUCAUUUUGUUUUGAUUUAUUACAAAACAAUUCACUUUUGAAGUCAUUUAAUCUAAUAUGCGUCAUAUGUCAUGACGUCAUACCUGCGACGUAAUACAAUGUCGCUCAAAUACCAUCUGCCUAUAUAUACACCGACCAUAAAUCUUAUUUCUGUAACAUUUUUAUCCCCUAAAGUUCAUAUCAUCGAUUGUUCCUUUUAUUUAUUGCAUUUUUGCUGACUCAGCAUUUUUACUCCCAUUAUCCUAUCAUGCUGUUGAAAAAAAACAUAACUUAAAAAGCUUUUUAGGAUUCUGGA
Messenger RNA from Styela clava, 3803 nucleotides. NCBI's taxonomy places the organism in Eukaryota, Metazoa, Chordata, Ascidiacea, Stolidobranchia, Styelidae. The record is from RefSeq and is a predicted model, not a curated record.